AUGUCACAAUUAAAUCAACUAGUGGAUUCCCGAAAACUUGAUCUAGACGCUCUAGGGUCUCCACUAAUCAUAGUUUCAUCGCUACUACUCAUAGUCGACGUUCUCGACGCUCUAUUUACAUUAUUGGCAGCUUCUGAUAUUGAAGCAUUAAAGAUUCUACAAUCAAAUUUAGCAGGGUUUCGAUUCUUUCAGGCUCCAUUCUCUCAAACUGCUUUGACCAGAAUCUUUUGGACUGCAACUUUAAAUAUUUUCAUAGAAGAUAUACCUCGAGUAGUUAUUCAGACCAUUUACUUUAUAUAUACUGUACAAUACGAUCUUAUUCCCUUGCUUAGUUUAUUGUCCUCAUGUAUAACUCUUUUGGUUAACAUAAUUGGCCGUGUAUAUGAAGCAAUUUACAGAAUCCGUCACGGCACCCCAAGUCAACAAAAAUCAGAUGACGAAGAUGACGACACUGGAGGUUCUAAAAAGAAUAUGGAUGUUAAAAGAAAAAGCAGAGGUGGGAAAGAUGAUGUUGAAUAUAAUAAGUAUAAGAUUCCUGGUGAUAAUUACGCAAAAGAUGAUUACUCUUGGACCGCUGAUAAUGCAAAUAGAGCGUCGAGAACGUCGACUAUGAGUAGUAGCGAUGAAACUAUGAUUAGUGGAGACCCUAGAGC
Molecule: messenger RNA, 653 nt
Organism: Racocetra persica
Lineage: Eukaryota; Fungi; Glomeromycota; Glomeromycetes; Diversisporales; Gigasporaceae
Source: the annotation of a GenBank genome assembly